UUAUUUCAUAUUUCUAGAAUUGGACAGAGAUAGAGCGGAAGACAUUCUAUUUUUCCCCCGUCCACUCCACCAUAGUUCUGACCCAAUUUAUAAUGAGGGUAACGAUCUGUCCGAUUUCACACAAACUUGCAGUCCAUCCACCAUGAAGGGUACAGCGUUCGUUAUCUGCGGACUUCUGCUGACUGAGGCCUUCGCGGUCAGCCUUUUAAACCAGACCCCGGUAAACACCCACCAGAGAACCCCCAGCUAUUUCCGUCAGAUAACUAAUGUCUCCCCCCAGGCAGUUAAGGUAGGCGUGGACCUCUGCCCAACAUGCAUCCAAUUCACUGGUCAAGCCAUUGACAUGCUUCUGAACAUCAUUCUCCAAUCCGGUGUUAUUGGUUCUUGUGGAGCUCUCUGCAGCGCUCUUGCCCAGAAAACCGGAAGUCAGGCUCUAGGUGCCGUCUGCAACAUCUUGUGUGACGUUGUAGGGGUAGAAGAAUUCAUCAAACUUAUCCAAAAAGCUGAUCUUGACCCAAUCUAUUUUUGCGAGCUCCUGAAAACAUGCCCUAUUAAGGAUGACGGAGAUGCCAAAAUCACAUCAUUUACUGUUAGCCCCCAAUCUGGACCCCAGGGAACUUUUAAUUUGGAUCUCGAAUUCGAUUCUAAAAAUGGCACCGGUACGGGUGAACUCAUUUUAGAGUGCGAAACUGUUGACCAUCUUCCUGUCAGCGGAGGGUUUAUCACAGAAGCCCAACCUGCAGGGCAAUACUCCAAGCAGUUCAACCUUAAAGCUGAACCGGAUCCGAACUGCGACCCCUCACAGGGGCCAUGUGAACAGUGGCUGCCUGGAAAUUACAAUGUGAAAAUAUAUAUCUGCAAUGGUGAAUGCGGAAGCAAGCAUCCUCACAGUCAAAUUUACGACACAGCCCAAACCAGCUUCACAAUUACUCAGUAGAUAACAACUUCAUCGGAACAGCUUCAUCUUGUGUUGUGAUCAUUUCAAUUUAUUUGAGUUUAACCUCCAUUAAAGCAUUUAUGUUUUUC
This is a messenger RNA of Magallana angulata, 1026 nucleotides long. RefSeq names its product countin-1-like. NCBI's taxonomy places the organism in Eukaryota, Metazoa, Mollusca, Bivalvia, Ostreida, Ostreidae. The coding region runs from base 143 to 937 and encodes 264 amino acids. The record is from RefSeq and is a predicted model, not a curated record. The transcript is spliced from 7 exons.